Messenger RNA from Cryphonectria parasitica EP155, 684 nucleotides. RefSeq lists its product as uncharacterized. The record is from RefSeq and is a predicted model, not a curated record. The transcript has a single exon. Gene Ontology annotation, molecular function: deSUMOylase activity. Gene Ontology annotation, cellular component: nucleus. Gene Ontology annotation, biological process: protein desumoylation. The annotation marks the transcript as partial. NCBI's taxonomy places the organism in Eukaryota, Fungi, Ascomycota, Sordariomycetes, Diaporthales, Cryphonectriaceae.
ACACUGCGUGCCCGCAGCAACGCAGAACUGGCCAAGACCCCGGAGGGUAUCUCCCUCCAGCGAAAGGACUUCGAGACCGUUGUCCCCCGAAACCAGUGGCUGAAUGACGAGAUCGUCAACGCCGCGCUGUUGCACCUCGGAAACUACGUCAACCAGAAGGUGGGCAUUAAGAACCCCCGCCUGCAGACGCCCAAGAUCCAGGUGUUCAACUCGUUUGUCGGGAAGAACCUCGCCGAAGACAGGCCCAUCACAGAGCGCAUGAUGCGCCGGGCAGGCAUCAGGAAGGACAACUUCCUCGACAUCGAGACGAUCCUCGUGCCAAUCUGCCGAGGGAGGCACUGGACCCUCGUGGUCAUCAGGCCCAAGCACCGGGAGAUCUUCCACCUGGACUCCCUGAGCCCGGCUGGAAACGCCGGCCUGAAGAACAAGGCCCGCGAGUGGGUGCGCGGCAUCCUCGACGAUGCCUUUGUUGAGAGCGAAUGGACUCUCAAAUCCGUGGCCUCGCCACAGCAGUCCAACUCGGACGACUGUGGCGUCCACACCAUCACCAACGGAGUCUGUGUCGGAUUGGGCAUUGACCCAUCCACAUACACCUCGGCAGAAAUGCCACUCCAGCGGCUGCGUGUGGCGGCCAUACUCCUCAACGAGGGGUUCAAAGGAGAUUUCUCCCUGGACGGACUGUGA